UAAAUCAGUUCUGUCGAUAAGGAUCAGUUCCUGAACUGGUUUCUAUUCUUACAGCAACCGGUACUGAAUUAUGUAAUUAUUUGUGCUUUCACUCGCAAAGCAAGGUUAGUUGGGGACCAAUAUCAUUUCUAUAACGGUCCAGUUCUUAAAGAGUUAUAUUUCACAUCAUGAGUCUUCAAAGGGUACUUGUUUAUGGUGGGUGUGGUGCUUUGGGAUCAACUUGUGUACAGUAUUUUAAAAAUAAAAAUUGGUGGGUGGGAUCAAUUGAUACAAAACCAAAUGAUUUAGCCGAUAAGAGUUUCAUUGUUGAUGUGACUGAACCAUGUCUUAAACAGGAAGAAACUAUACGUUCAGCAGUCUCGUCAGCACUAGGAAAUGACAAGCUCGAUGCCAUAAUAUGUGUUGCGGGUGGAUGGGCUGGAGGAAGUGCUGCCUCUGAAGAUUUCUUAAAGAAUUCAGAUCUGAUGUGGAAGCAGAGUGUUUGGAGUUCUUCUAUUGCUGCAUCACUUAGUAAUAAGUUUUUGAAGGAAGGUGGUUUUCUAACUUUGACUGGUGCUAAUGCAGCGUUGAAGGGAACUCCAGGAAUGAUCGGUUAUGGAAUGGCAAAGGCAGCAGUACACCAUUUGACCAAGUCCUUGGCAUGUGACAAUAGCGGUCUUCCUGCAAAAGCCCAAGUUGUAUCCAUACUUCCUGUAACUCUUGACACACCAAUGAAUAGAAAAUGGAUGCCGAAAGCUGAUACAUCUACCUGGACUCCUCUCGAGUUUAUUGCUGAAUUAUUCCAUAAAUGGAUUACUGUACCUGGAGAUCGUCCACCUAAUGGAAGUCUCGUAUCUUUAAUCACUAAGGAUAAUGAAUCCAAAUAUGUUGUAGAAUAGAUUUUAAUCAAAGAGAAAAAUAUCAACACAACAAAAUUAUUCAUAAAAAAAUGUAUUAAUUUACAAAUAUCUAAUGUGAUAUGAUGUUAUUUACAAUAAAUUAUAUACAUUAUAUACAAGACAAUAUCAUAUUGAAUAUUAAGAUGUUUUUGUUAUUUUGAAGCUUUUUAUAUUUUAUUUGUAUAAAUAAAUUUAUUAUUCUGAUUGAGUGGUGUUCUCCUUCCUUACAUUAAAAAAUAACGAGUGACCUAUUUGUCAAGCAUAGGCAUUCCAAUUACUGCCAUCUUCGGGUAAUAAGCCAUUGGUGACUAAGAGAAUUAUAUCCACGAUCCACCAAAUUCCGACACCGCCUAGAGUUAGGAGUUUACCGACGGCUGUUCCGGUUUGGCCCAAGCAAAACCUGUCCAUCCCAAGAAAGCCAAGCAAUAUGGAGUACAUUAAUGUUGUAACGAAGUAGUAACCACCAUAUCUAAAAAGUAAAAUUCAACCAUUAAUUCAUUAGUAUUUAUGAAUAAAUAUAAUUUAAUAAUUUUAAGUAAUAAUAUAAUCUUACUUGAUACAGGGAAAACCAUCUCGAUAAAAGGUUCUUGCACCAAAGCACUCAAUAUGAGGCAACACAACACAUUGCACUUUAGCUCUUUCAACAUCUUCAUAACGAUAAUUACCAAACUGAAAAAAAAAAAAUAUUUACAUGAAAUUUAACUGAUAAAAAAAUAAAUAAAAUGGGAUCAUGAUUAAUCCCUUACUUUCACACAUCCAUAACCUGCUUCUUCUUUAGCAGUUUUGUUUCCUUUAUGAUCGACAGGAGAAUCACAGUCUAAGAAAUCAAUAGG
Messenger RNA from Nezara viridula (southern green stink bug), 1711 nucleotides. The record is from the annotation of a GenBank genome assembly. Lineage: Eukaryota; Metazoa; Arthropoda; Insecta; Hemiptera; Pentatomidae.